Messenger RNA from Symbiodinium sp. CCMP2592, 972 nucleotides. Lineage: Eukaryota; Dinophyceae; Suessiales; Symbiodiniaceae. The record is from the annotation of a GenBank genome assembly.
AUGAAUUUCUCCUUCGAGGAACUUCAGGAAGGAUCCUUUGCGACUCUGAUCGACGACGAGUUCCUGGAGCUGUAUGGUCCGGCGGGUGCCAGAGUGAAGGUGAAGGAGCUUGGUGAAGACGGAUUGGUGCAUGUGGCCAUCGUGGACACCGACCAUUCUGCUUGGAUCCGGAAAGAGUACCUCAAGGCCGAGCCGACUUCCCGUUCGCAGCUGCAGGAGCUACUUUCAGGCGGCCUUCGCCUGGACGGCUGCCAUCGCCACACAGAGAGGGCUCGCCCCUAUUCCGAGGACAUCUACACGUGCAUUGGCUCCGGAGAUCGGCAGCAGAGUGUCCUCUGGCUGGCGCAGGUGUGCUCGAUUCAUCAGCUCGAUGACUCCGUGCUGUUUGUCUGUGUCAUGCUGCUGGAUCGCUACUGCGCAACUUCUGAGGAUCGUAUGGAACUUGGUCGGGCUCAUCGUACCGUCCUGGCGAUUUUCAGCAUUGCCUUGAAGGUUCUGGGAGUGGCAGCUGGCGGCGGCAAUCAACACGAGCACCUGCGGUUCAUUGCCGAAGGGUUAGGUGAGAACAAGUUCUCCAAGCAGGACAUCAUUCGUGCCGAACUGGAGGUUCUGCAGGCCCUCGGCUUCGAUGUGGCCGCCCAUUCGCCACUGGACUUCCUGGAAAGCUUCCUAUUCUCCGUGGAGAGGCCUCGGCCGAAUGGCUCCUCGGCAUUGGUGUGCAUGGCGACGUUUUUGCUGCAGCUGUCUCUGGGUGACGCCAACUUACUUCACAGGUAUCCGUACGCUGCCCUUGCUGCUGGAGCCGUCUAUGUGGGUCUUUGGUGCACGCAGGCGAGCCCUGAGCGCUGCCAGCUCCUGCUGCAAGAUGCCCGGGAGGCGUUGUCUCCGAAGCCACCACAACCGGCAGCCAUGGACAUGGUGCCGGAAGAUGAAAUCUUCACAGACUUCGAUUUCGCCAUUUGCGAAGUGUGA